Molecule: messenger RNA, 20848 nt
Organism: Caenorhabditis sp. 36 PRJEB53466
Lineage: Eukaryota; Metazoa; Nematoda; Chromadorea; Rhabditida; Rhabditidae
Source: the annotation of a GenBank genome assembly
AUGAGCGUCUUGCUCACAAUUCUGUUGAGAAUUGCCGCCGAGGCAAACGGGCUAUUGAGAAGGGUGGCGCAUCGCGGCCGGCGCCCUAGUCUUCUGGAGCGCACUUUCGAGCUCCAGGAGAACCCUUUGGAGCCGCACGGAUACGAGGACCGGCGGUGGCCGCAAAGGACGGAGGAGGCGACGGAGCGCCAAGGUACGCGAGAGGAGGCGGAGGCGACGGAGGAGGGGCGACGAGCUGACGUGCUGGUGAGUUUCUUGAAAGAAAAAUAUUUUUAAAAAAAGUAAAGCUUUCGGUACAAAGAAGUCCCUUUGAUCUGCUGCACAGUGGAACAAGGAACAUUUUGCUCAAAGCUCUAAUCAAACAGACUUCUGAGGCCGGAAGACGGUCCGACCAAACAAGAGGGUCGUACUCCAGCUCCACCGGACCGUUUUAUGUGAGACUCGGACAGUCUCAUGUAAAACGGACGUCUGAAGAUGGAAUACUGUCAAGCUGGGGCGGGCCAGAAAGAUGCCACCCCAAAAAGAGUCUAUCGAACUGGAACUCUGUUCCGAUAGUUUCCCAUUUGGUGCGGCACCGUGAAAAAGAGACUUACGACUGACCGAUCGCUUUGCAGGAGUCGACGUUCAAGGAGCAGGAGUGGCAGUGCGGGUGCUGCUCCGCUCGGAUCGUCGACGAACCGGAGGGGAUCGUGGCGCACAUGCGGGACCACCAGGAGACCGCCGCCGUUCUCCACUCGUUCAUAGUGGAGUUCAUGACGAGGGAGAACGGGCGGCGCGGCGGUUUCCAUCAACUCCACCGCGUGAUGCACGGUCUCACACGGCAGCACGGGCUCAGUUGCCCUUCCGACGUGAGUGCCUGAAAACAGAGAUUUUGUAGGAACAAGCAAAAACGUUAUGCAUUUUGGAGAGAACGAGAUGAAAAGAAACUGUUUAGAGACAAGUUAAUGUGAAUUUUACGUUCUUUUGCAGGUGGCCCGUGCCUACCUCGAGCGGACCGUCGAGGCCCAGAGAGAAAAGGAAAGGGAGGCGGCCGCCGAAAGAGCCGCCACGGAGAACGAGCUGCGACAGAGGCAGCGGGCGCUCGAGGAGAGAUUGGAGGCCCUGGCGGCCGAACGGAACGAGCGAGUCGAUCGGGAGAGGACCGCGGCCGUCAGGGAGGAGGAACUCAAUGCUCGGCACCAGGUAUUCGUCGCCAGUGCUCUUGUUCGACCGACUCCGCUCAAUGUCGGAGUCCUGAACAGGACGAACCGGAAGAGGGUAAGCAAUGCCGAUACCGGUAUUUCGAGCUGCAAUUUUUGUUUUUUUUAGAAGAGAACCCGAUGCUCAGCGCCAGCGCCCGGUCGGCAGCAGAUCGUGUUCGGAAACCUUGAGUUCCAAAUCGAUCCGUCGGACGACGAGUUCCGAGCAGGGGUGUGCGGAAAAUUUUUUUCGGAAAAUUUCGGAAAAUCGGUUUUUCCGAAUUUUUUUUUUCGGAAAAUUUCGGAAAAUCGGGUUUUCCGAAUUUUUUUUUUCGGAAAAUUUCGGAAAAAUCGGAAAAAUCGGAAAACUCACUUGUUCAUUGGUUCAAUAAAGUGUUUAAACAACGUUCUAAUACAAAAAAAUGCUUAUUAUGAUUUGAAAUCACUUGAGUGGGCGGAAGCCAAGCAAUGGAAUAUUUUUUUGCAAAAAAAGUAGCCGAGAGAAGCUCUACGGGUCCAGUGUUUUCCGAUUGUCAGUGAGAAUCAGGGGUGUGCGGAAAAUAUUUCGAUUUUUCCGAAAUUUUUCCGAUUUUUCCGAGAAAUUUUUCGGAAAAAAAGACGCUCGCUGCUAGACCCUUCCAAAAAUUUUGUGAUGCGCCUUUAAAAAGCAUACGGUGGUUUCGGACAAACUAACCUUGAAUCCACACUAAUUUUCCGAAAAUUUUGCCGAACAUUUUCGGAAAAUCGGAAAAUUUCGGAAAAUCGAAAUAUUUUCCGCACACCCCUGGUUCCGAGCACGAAUCGGCGACAUACUGGGCCGACUUGGGUAAGAUUUCAUGAUUUCAAGCGCCAAAAACCGACUAAACACUCAUUAUUUAUAGAAUCGAUUUGGAUUGGGACGCGGCAACGUUCCCGAACGCCUCGCGGGGACGGCAACACCCGAUCUCUCCAAUCUUCUGGACCAUCGUGGAGGUUCCGAAAGCAGUGGCGGAGAAGAUCGGGCGGGCCGUCGCAGAACACCUGGACAGCUUCAAUCAGCUGGAGUACGGCAAUAACGUAGAGGUUUGUUUAUUUCUCGAAAAGAGAAUGUCAGUUUUUUUGACCACGAAGCUUUGCAGCAGUACGUCAUUGUCGAGCUCCACGACACAAAGGAGUCGCGGACCAGGGACGCAUUUCUGCACGCCGCCGCCAGCAACUUCAGGAUGAUGUACCGUCACGACCGAAACUGCUCCGUCACCGUCUGCCACAAACAUCUACUGGUGACGAGAGACGGUUCAGUCCUCGAGAGGCUGUCCGUGAAGGACAUCAAGGACAAGUUCGCGGCCAACUUCGAUGCGAUCAUGCGGAGCAUUCACCCAACCCAGAGGUCAGGUGUCAAAAAUGCUCCUCCAAUGAGAGGAUUCGCCUCGCUAUUUUUUUAAUCAUUCUGGAAUAUAUUGAUUUUUGAAAGUUUUAUCGUUUAAUGAAUGUUUUAUGAGUCAGACUCCGUACUCAUCGCAUUCUCACGUUGAAAGCUCAUGGCACCGCAACGCAAAAAGAACAUGAAAAAAAUUAUAAGGAAACCGAAAAAAACGAAAGUUACUUUUGAAACUAAUGCGAUUGAAUUGAAAGAGAUUCGAGAUAGACAACUUUUUUUUUUUUUUUUUGAACGACUGAGCUCCGGAAUUCUCGGAAUGAUCUGAGCGUUGCGGAUAGCGCUCAUUUCGGCGACGAACAUAAUGAACGCAUGUCUGUCCGGAAGGGAGACUCCGACUUUGAUGUCGGAUGCCAGAAGCUGCUGGAAGGAUAACGCAACGUCGACGUCAUCCGAUGCCAUGGCGGAAAACAAGUUAGUGAAAAAAUGAAAAAUUGAAAAGAGUGAAGCCAAAAUCGAAAGAUACCGGGUGGAGGUCAAAGACUCUUUGGAAAUGCGCCUUUAAAAAGACCUACUGUAGAAGCUGGCAAUUGCAAACUUAUUGAACACUUUUUCAGCGCAAAUUCACAAUUCUAUUUGCAUUUGUUAAUUUUUUCCAGAAAAUCCGUUCAAACGUCAUCAAUUUUCAUCAAAUACUUGAUGACUACAGCCAACUAACACGUUGACGACCGAAAUGUGAGUCAAUUUCCUCGUAAAAUGUAUCUCACGGUCUCCAGAGCUUACAAUAUGGGCGUGGCCUCGGCCAAAAGGCGUUUUCAUGAAUUGAGCAGGUUUUCUCUGAUUUUUGUGGUCAAAGGCGAUGAAAAAUGAUUGUACGACAUGAAAACACACUAAUUCUCAGAAUUAAUGACGUUUUGGCGCAUUUUUCGCGGACUUUGCUUUUUCGCCUUCGCCGCCGAUAGCCGCCGAUCGUUGCCUCAAAACAGCACUUCUCAUUUUGCGCUUUCUUGACCGUUUUCAGACAGAAUUAGUUUUGAGAGCGAUAAAUCACGUAAAUACAAGCAUUUUGAGCGCUCGAACCGCGAAAACUACCGAAAAGCAACUGAAAUUCACGCAGUUUUAACCAAAAACCUUCAAACGGAUAAAUGUGAUUUGCGACUAGACCAAGAUUAACGUUCUUGCUCUUAAAAAAUUCCUAAUAGCCUAUACAAUCGGUCUAUCGAGAGACAGAGCAGUUCAUCCAUCCGUGACGCACCUCACAUAUCGAGUAGACCUAACAGACUACACACUCAUAAACCUACCAGACUACACAUUCAUAAUCCUAACAGACUACACACAGAAAUGGAGGGAAAGGGCCGUUUUGAUUUACUCGAUAUGUGAGGAGUAUAAAAGGGCCCCCGUGGGAAAGAGUAUAAAAGGGCCCCCGUGGGAAAGAAUAGCCAUUCAUUCGGACAUACCGACUUGGCGGACGGUCGGAUCGUCUCGUUCUGCCCGCGUUUUGGGCGGGCGGACUUUCCAGACCCUCUGCUAAUCGAUAUCGAUCCGAUAUUUUUCCACUUGUUCUUUCUCCCCUUUCUCUCCGUUACUUCAUUUUCUCUUUCAUAUGUCAAGUCCAUACGGAAGUGAAGUGCACUCUAUUCCGAAGCUAUUUCAGCUGUGAUCUCUGUAAAGUUCCUUUCUUAUCCGACAAAAGUUGCAUUAAUUUCAUUUUGCUUCUAAAUGCUCACAGGAUAUCACAUUUGGGAGAGUUUCUGAAAAAACUGCGCUGAACUCUCGGAUGCCUCUAUAUGUAGUAGAAACAAACCGUCCUGUUAUUCCUAUGUAUUUUGUGAAAACCGGAACACAUGCUCACUUUUUUUGUCGUUCAGAUCGGUGCUCAAUGAGUUGGGCAUAGUGUAGGGAGUGUGGCAAACAGUAAAAAAAUUGCGUACAUUUCUGAGUAAUUCUCUUCUCCCUGCGAUCAAUUUUAAACAAAAAUCUUGCCUACCAGUGGUGUCUUUUUCGAAUUAAUAGAACUUUUAUGUGACUACAAUAGCUUAGAAGAGGUGUAUUCCUCAGGGAGUAUCCGUCUGUACGUCCUUCUCUGAGUAGGGCCACAGCGGUGACCUUCGUGACGUGAUUUGCCCCGUCACGGAGGAAAAAUCACCGCCCCCACCUUGCACGUGGCGUGGUUGACCCCCUUCUCUACGGGGCGGCGGCUCUGCGGACCGUGGGUACUUGAUGCGGAGUUGCACGGUCCUUACGGAUCAGAUCCCUUCAAGUGACCCUAACGAUAACUUCUUGAAGGAAGCCUGAGAUGAGAGGGAUGUGGGCAGACAGAGACGGGCACUCUUUGGGGUUAACCUCUUGCGCGCAUAUGACUUACAUGUUAGAAUUUUAGUUAGUAGAAGAAACUGCCACACCCUACUUAAACUCUCUCUCUCUCUCUCUCUUCUCUCGCUACGUCGGACACGAGAACCGACAAGGAUCUUCGGAAGGCGAGGAAUAGUCAAGAAACUUCCCACUCUUGAUGCAAGCAGUGACUGCCACUUUUCGAAGUGUCAGUCAUUAGGAUCUGAUAGAGUAGGAGGGAGGCGCAUUCCGCCGAGCACUUUGUGAGUUUGCAAGCAGAAUAAGAACCAUAACAAUUGAAUGUUUCAGACGUGCACAGGUGUGUCAAUUCUCGCGUUAUACGCACAAAUCGGCCUGUACGAGGAGGAGCGGGUAAAGCUGUACCAGCAAUUGGACGAGAAGAACGACGAGAUCCAGAAGGUGUCGCAGGAGCUCGAGAAGCUCCGACAGCAGGUGCUUCUGCAAGAGGAGGCACUGCAGACGAUGCUCGAGAACGAGGAGAUCAUCCGCGAAGAGAACUCGCGCAUUCAGAAAGAGGCCGACGACAAGCAGCAGGAGGGCAAGGAGAUGAUGACGAAGAAGUCAAGAAACUUCCCACUCUUGAUGCAAGCAGUGACUGCCACUUUUCGAAGUGUCAGUCAUUAGGAUCUGAUAGAGUAGGAGGGAGGCGCAUUCCGCCGAGCACUUUGUGAGUUUGCAAGCAGAAUAAGAACCAUAACAAUUGAAUGUUUCAGACGUGCACAGGUGUGUCAAUUCUCGCGUUACACGCACAAAUCGGCCUGUACGAGGAGGAGCGGGUAAAGCUGUACCAGAAAUUGGACGAGAAGGACGACGAGAUCCAGAAGGUGUCGCAGGAGCUCGAGAAGCUCCGACAACAGGUGCUUCUGCAAGAGGAGGCACUGCAGACGAUGCUCGAGAACGAGGAGACCAUCCGCGAAGAGAACUCGCGCAUUCAGAAAGAGGCCGACGACAAGCAGCAGGAGGGCAAGGAGAUGAUGACGAAGAAGUCAAGAAACUUCCCACUCUUGAUGCAAGCAGUGACUGCCACUUUUCGAAGUGUCAGUCAUUAGGAUCUGAUAGAGUAGGAGGGAGGCGCAUUCCGCCGAGCACUUUGUGAGUUUGCAAGCAGAAUAAAAACCAUAACAAUUGAAUGUUUCAGACGUGCACAGGUGUGUCAAUUCUCGCGUUACACGCACAAAUCGGCCUGUACGAGGAGGAGCGGGUAAAGCUGUACCAGAAAUUGGACGAGAAGAACGACGAGAUCCAGAAGGUGUCGCAGGAGCUCGAGAAGCUCCGACAGCAGGUGCUUCUGCAAGAGGAGGCACUGCAGACGAUGCUCGAGAACGAGGGAGACCAUCCGCGAAGAGAACUCGCGCAUUCAGAAAGAGGCCGACGACAAGCAGCAGGAGGGCAAGGAGAUGAUGACGAAGAAGUCAAGAAACUUCCCACUCUUGAUGCAAGCAGUGACUGCCACUUUUCGAAGUGUCAGUCAUUAGGAUCUGAUAGAGUAGGAGGGAGGCGCAUUCCGCCGAGCACUUUGUGAGUUUGCAAGCAGAAUAAAAAAACCAUAACAAUUGAAUGUUUCAGACGUGCACAGGUGUGUCAAUUCUCGCGUUACACGCACAAAUCGGCCUGUACGAGGAGGAGCGGGUAAAGCUGUACCAGCAAUUGGACGAGAAGAACGACGAGAUCCAGAAGGUGUCGCAGGAGCUCGAGAAGCUCCGACAGCAGGUGCUUCUGCAAGAGGAGGCACUGCAGACGAUGCUCGAGAACGAGGAGACCAUCCGCGAAGAGAACUCGCGCAUUCAGAAAGAGGCCGACGACAAGCAGCAGGAGGGCAAGGAGAUGAUGACGAAGAAGUCAAGAAACUUCCCACUCUUGAUGCAAGCAGUGACUGCCACUUUUCGAAGUGUCAGUCAUUAGGAUCUGAUAGAGUAGGAGGGAGGCGCAUUCCGCCGAGCACUUUGUGAGUUUGCAAGCAGAAUAAGAACCAUAACAAUUGAAUGUUUCAGACGUGCACAGGUGUGUCAAUUCUCGCGUUAUACGCACAAAUCGGCCUGUACGAGGAGGAGCGGGUAAAGCUGUACCAGAAAUUGGACGAGAAGGACGACGAGAUCCAGAAGGUGUCGCAGGAGCUCGAGAAGCUCCGACAGCAGGUGCUUCUGCAAGAGGAGGCACUGCAGACGAUGCUCGAGAACGAGGAGACCAUCCGCGAAGAGAACUCGCGCAUUCAGAAAGAGGCCGACGACAAGCAGCAGGAGGGCAAGGAGAUGAUGACGAAGAAGUCAAGAAACUUCCCACUCUUGAUGCAAGCAGUGACUGCCACUUUUCGAAGUGUCAGUCAUUAGGAUCUGAUAGAGUAGGAGGGAGGCGCAUUCCGCCGAGCACUUUGUGAGUUUGCAAGCAGAAUAAGAACCAUAACAAUUGAAUGUUUCAGACGUGCACAGGUGUGUCAAUUCUCGCGUUAUACGCACAAAUCGGCCUGUACGAGGAGGAGCGGGUAAAGCUGUACCAGAAAUUGGACGAGAAGGACGACGAGAUCCAGAAGGUGUCGCAGGAGCUCGAGAAGCUCCGACAGCAGGUGCUUCUGCAAGAGGAGGCACUGCAGACGAUGCUCGAGAACGAGGAGAUCAUCCGCGAAGAGAACUCGCGCAUUCAGAAAGAGGCCGACGACAAGCAGCAGGAGGGCAAGGAGAUGAUGACGAAGAAGUCAAGAAACUUCCCACUCUUGAUGCAAGCAGUGACUGCCACUUUUCGAAGUGUCAGUCAUUAGGGAUCUGAUAGAGUAGGAGGGAGGCGCAUUCCGCCGAGCACUUUGUGAGUUUGCAAGCAGAAUAAGAACCAUAACAAUUGAAUGUUUCAGACGUGCACAGGUGUGUCAAUUCUCGCGUUAUACGCACAAAUCGGCCUGUACGAGGAGGAGCGGGUAAAGCUGUACCAGAAAUUGGACGAGAAGAACGACGAGAUCCAGAAGGUGUCGCAGGAGCUCGAGAAGCUCCGACAGCAGGUGCUUCUGCAAGAGGAGGCACUGCAGACGAUGCUCGAGAACGAGGAGACCAUCCGCGAAGAGAACUCGCGCAUUCAGAAAGAGGCCGACGACAAGCAGCAGGAGGGCAAGGAGAUGAUGACGAAGAAGUCAAGAAACUUCCCACUCUUGAUGCAAGCAGUGACUGCCACUUUUCGAAGUGUCAGUCAUUAGGGAUCUGAUAGAGUAGGAGGGAGGCGCAUUCCGCCGAGCACUUUGUGAGUUUGCAAGCAGAAUAAAAACCAUAACAAUUGAAUGUUUCAGACGUGCACAGGUGUGUCAAUUCUCGCGUUACACGCACAAAUCGGCCUGUACGAGGAGGAGCGGGUAAAAGCUGUACCAGAAAUUGGACGAGAAGAACGACGAGAUCCAGAAGGUGUCGCAGGAGCUCGAGAAGCUCCGACAGCAGGUGCUUCUGCAAGAGGAGGCACUGCAGACGAUGCUCGAGAACGAGGAGACCAUCCGCGAAGAGAACUCGCGCAUUCAGAAAGAGGCCGACGACAAGCAGCAGGAGGGCAAGGAGAUGAUGACGAAGAAGUCAAGAAACUUCCCACUCUUGAUGCAAGCAGUGACUGCCACUUUUCGAAGUGUCAGUCAUUAGGAUCUGAUAGAGUAGGAGGGAGGCGCAUUCCGCCGAGCACUUUGUGAGUUUGCAAGCAGAAUAAGAACCAUAACAAUUGAAUGUUUCAGACGUGCACAGGUGUGUCAAUUCUCGCGUUAUACGCACAAAUCGGCCUGUACGAGGAGGAGCGGGUAAAGCUGUACCAGAAAUUGGACGAGAAGAACGACGAGAUCCAGAAGGUGUCGCAGGAGCUCGAGAAGCUCCGACAGCAGGUGCUUCUGCAAGAGGAGGCACUGCAGACGAUGCUCGAGAACGAGGGAGACCAUCCGCGAAGAGAACUCGCGCAUUCAGAAAGAGGCCGACGACAAGCAGCAGGAGGGCAAGGAGAUGAUGACGAAGAAGUCAAGAAACUUCCCACUCUUGAUGCAAGCAGUGACUGCCACUUUUCGAAGUGUCAGUCAUUAGGAUCUGAUAGAGUAGGAGGGAGGCGCAUUCCGCCGAGCACUUUGUGAGUUUGCAAGCAGAAUAAGAACCAUAACAAUUGAAUGUUUCAGACGUGCACAGGUGUGUCAAUUCUCGCGUUAUACGCACAAAUCGGCCUGUACGAGGAGGAGCGGGUAAAGCUGUACCAGAAAUUGGACGAGAAGGACGACGAGAUCCAGAAGGUGUCGCAGGAGCUCGAGAAGCUCCGACAGCAGGUGCUUCUGCAAGAGGAGGCACUGCAGACGAUGCUCGAGAACGAGGAGAUCAUCCGCGAAGAGAACUCGCGCAUUCAGAAAGAGGCCGACGACAAGCAGCAGGAGGGCAAGGAGAUGAUGACGAAGAAGUCAAGAAACUUCCCACUCUUGAUGCAAGCAGUGACUGCCACUUUUCGAAGUGUCAGUCAUUAGGAUCUGAUAGAGUAGGAGGGAGGCGCAUUCCGCCGAGCACUUUGUGAGUUUGCAAGCAGAAUAAAGAAACCAUAACAAUUGAAUGUUUCAGACGUGCACAGGUGUGUCAAUUCUCGCGUUAUACGCACAAAUCGGCCGGUACGAGGAGGAGCGGGUAAAGCUGUACCAGAAAUUGGACGAGAAGAACGACGAGAUCCAGAAGGUGUCGCAGGAGCUCGAGAAGCUCCGACAGCAGGUGCUUCUGCAAGAGGAGGCACUGCAGACGAUGCUCGAGAACGAGGAGACCAUCCGCGAAGAGAACUCGCGCAUUCAGAAAGAGGCCGACGACAAGCAGCAGGAGGGCAAGGAGAUGAUGACGAAGAAGUCAAGAAACUUCCCACUCUUGAUGCAAGCAGUGACUGCCACUUUUCGAAGUGUCAGUCAUUAGGAUCUGAUAGAGUAGGAGGGAGGCGCAUUCCGCCGAGCACUUUGUGAGUUUGCAAGCAGAAUAAAAACCAUAACAAUUGAAUGUUUCAGACGUGCACAGGUGUGUCAAUUCUCGCGUUACACGCACAAAUCGGCCUGUACGAGGAGGAGCGGGUAAAGCUGUACCAGAAAUUGGACGAGAAGAACGACGAGAUCCAGAAGGUGUCGCAGGAGCUCGAGAAGCUCCGACAGCAGGUGCUUCUGCAAGAGGAGGCACUGCAGACGAUGCUCGAGAACGAGGAGACCAUCCGCGAAGAGAACUCGCGCAUUCAGAAAGAGGCCGACGACAAGCAGCAGGAGGGCAAGGAGAUGAUGACGAAGAAGUCAAGAAACUUCCCACUCUUGAUGCAAGCAGUGACUGCCACUUUUCGAAGUGUCAGUCAUUAGGAUCUGAUAGAGUAGGAGGGAGGCGCAUUCCGCCGAGCACUUUGUGAGUUUGCAAGCAGAAUAAAGAAACCAUAACAAUUGAAUGUUUCAGACGUGCACAGGUGUGUCAAUUCUCGCGUUACACGCACAAAUCGGCCUGUACGAGGAGGAGCGGGUAAAGCUGUACCAGAAAUUGGACGAGAAGAACGACGAGAUCCAGAAGGUGUCGCAGGAGCUCGAGAAGCUCCGACAGCAGGUGCUUCUGCAAGAGGAGGCACUGCAGACGAUGCUCGAGAACGAGGAGACCAUCCGCGAAGAGAACUCGCGCAUUCAGAAAGAGGCCGACGACAAGCAGCAGGAGGGCAAGGAGAUGAUGACGAAGAAGUCAAGAAACUUCCCACUCUUGAUGCAAGCAGUGACUGCCACUUUUCGAAGUGUCAGUCAUUAGGAUCUGAUAGAGUAGGAGGGAGGCGCAUUCCGCCGAGCACUUUGUGAGUUUGCAAGCAGAAUAAGAACCAUAACAAUUGAAUGUUUCAGACGUGCACAGGUGUGUCAAUUCUCGCGUUAUACGCACAAAUCGGCCUGUACGAGGAGGAGCGGGUAAAAGCUGUACCAGAAAUUGGACGAGAAGGACGACGAGAUCCAGAAGGUGUCGCAGGAGCUCGAGAAGCUCCGACAGCAGGUGCUUCUGCAAGAGGAGGCACUGCAGACGAUGCUCGAGAACGAGGAGAUCAUCCGCGAAGAGAACUCGCGCAUUCAGAAAGAGGCCGACGACAAGCAGCAGGAGGGCAAGGAGAUGAUGACGAAGAAGUCAAGAAACUUCCCACUCUUGAUGCAAGCAGUGACUGCCACUUUUCGAAGUGUCAGUCAUUAGGGAUCUGAUAGAGUAGGAGGGAGGCGCAUUCCGCCGAGCACUUUGUGAGUUUGCAAGCAGAAUAAGAACCAUAACAAUUGAAUGUUUCAGACGUGCACAGGUGUGUCAAUUCUCGCGUUAUACGCACAAAUCGGCCUGUACGAGGAGGAGCGGGUAAAGCUGUACCAGAAAUUGGACGAGAAGAACGACGAGAUCCAGAAGGUGUCGCAGGAGCUCGAGAAGCUCCGACAGCAGGUGCUUCUGCAAGAGGAGGCACUGCAGACGAUGCUCGAGAACGAGGAGAUCAUCCGCGAAGAGAACUCGCGCAUUCAGAAAGAGGCCGACGACAAGCAGCAGGAGGGCAAGGAGAUGAUGACGAAGAAGUCAAGAAACUUCCCACUCUUGAUGCAAGCAGUGACUGCCACUUUUCGAAGUGUCAGUCAUUAGGAUCUGAUAGAGUAGGAGGGAGGCGCAUUCCGCCGAGCACUUUGUGAGUUUGCAAGCAGAAUAAAGAAACCAUAACAAUUGAAUGUUUCAGACGUGCACAGGUGUGUCAAUUCUCGCGUUACACGCACAAAUCGGCCUGUACGAGGAGGAGCGGGUAAAGCUGUACCAGAAAUUGGACGAGAAGAACGACGAGAUCCAGAAGGUGUCGCAGGAGCUCGAGAAGCUCCGACAGCAGGUGCUUCUGCAAGAGGAGGCACUGCAGACGAUGCUCGAGAACGAGGAGAUCAUCCGCGAAGAGAACUCGCGCAUUCAGAAAGAGGCCGACGACAAGCAGCAGGAGGGCAAGGAGAUGAUGACGAAGAAGUCAAGAAACUUCCCACUCUUGAUGCAAGCAGUGACUGCCACUUUUCGAAGUGUCAGUCAUUAGGAUCUGAUAGAGUAGGAGGGAGGCGCAUUCCGCCGAGCACUUUGUGAGUUUGCAAGCAGAAUAAGAACCAUAACAAUUGAAUGUUUCAGACGUGCACAGGUGUGUCAAUUCUCGCGUUACACGCACAAAUCGGCCUGUACGAGGAGGAGCGGGUAAAGCUGUACCAGAAAUUGGACGAGAAGAACGACGAGAUCCAGAAGGUGUCGCAGGAGCUCGAGAAGCUCCGACAACAGGUGCUUCUGCAAGAGGAGGCACUGCAGACGAUGCUCGAGAACGAGGAGAUCAUCCGCGAAGAGAACUCGCGCAUUCAGAAAGAGGCCGACGACAAGCAGCAGGAGGGCAAGGAGAUGAUGACGAAGAAGUCAAGAAACUUCCCACUCUUGAUGCAAGCAGUGACUGCCACUUUUCGAAGUGUCAGUCAUUAGGAUCUGAUAGAGUAGGAGGGAGGCGCAUUCCGCCGAGCACUUUGUGAGUUUGCAAGCAGAAUAAGAACCAUAACAAUUGAAUGUUUCAGACGUGCACAGGUGUGUCAAUUCUCGCGUUAUACGCACAAAUCGGCCUGUACGAGGAGGAGCGGGUAAAGCUGUACCAGCAAUUGGACGAGAAGAACGACGAGAUCCAGAAGGUGUCGCAGGAGCUCGAGAAGCUCCGACAACAGGUGCUUCUGCAAGAGGAGGCACUGCAGACGAUGCUCGAGAACGAGGAGAUCAUCCGCGAAGAGAACUCGCGCAUUCAGAAAGAGGCCGACGACAAGCAGCAGGAGGGCAAGGAGAUGAUGACGAAGAAGUCAAGAAACUUCCCACUCUUGAUGCAAGCAGUGACUGCCACUUUUCGAAGUGUCAGUCAUUAGGAUCUGAUAGAGUAGGAGGGAGGCGCAUUCCGCCGAGCACUUUGUGAGUUUGCAAGCAGAAUAAAGAAACCAUAACAAUUGAAUGUUUCAGACGUGCACAGGUGUGUCAAUUCUCGCGUUACACGCACAAAUCGGCCUGUACGAGGAGGAGCGGGUAAAGCUGUACCAGAAAUUGGACGAGAAGGACGACGAGAUCCAGAAGGUGUCGCAGGAGCUCGAGAAGCUCCGACAACAGGUGCUUCUGCAAGAGGAGGCACUGCAGACGAUGCUCGAGAACGAGGGAGAUCAUCCGCGAAGAGAACUCGCGCAUUCAGAAAGAGGCCGACGACAAGCAGCAGGAGGGCAAGGAGAUGAUGACGAAGAAGUCAAGAAACUUCCCACUCUUGAUGCAAGCAGUGACUGCCACUUUUCGAAGUGUCAGUCAUUAGGAUCUGAUAGAGUAGGAGGGAGGCGCAUUCCGCCGAGCACUUUGUGAGUUUGCAAGCAGAAUAAGAACCAUAACAAUUGAAUGUUUCAGACGUGCACAGGUGUGUCAAUUCUCGCGUUACACGCACAAAUCGGCCUGUACGAGGAGGAGCGGGUAAAGCUGUACCAGAAAUUGGACGAGAAGGACGACGAGAUCCAGAAGGUGUCGCAGGAGCUCGAGAAGCUCCGACAACAGGUGCUUCUGCAAGAGGAGGCACUGCAGACGAUGCUCGAGAACGAGGAGAUCAUCCGCGAAGAGAACUCGCGCAUUCAGAAAGAGGCCGACGACAAGCAGCAGGAGGGCAAGGAGAUGAUGACGAAGAAGUCAAGAAACUUCCCACUCUUGAUGCAAGCAGUGACUGCCACUUUUCGAAGUGUCAGUCAUUAGGAUCUGAUAGAGUAGGAGGGAGGCGCAUUCCGCCGAGCACUUUGUGAGUUUGCAAGCAGAAUAAGAACCAUAACAAUUGAAUGUUUCAGACGUGCACAGGUGUGUCAAUUCUCGCGUUAUACGCACAAAUCGGCCUGUACGAGGAGGAGCGGGUAAAGCUGUACCAGCAAUUGGACGAGAAGAACGACGAGAUCCAGAAGGUGUCGCAGGAGCUCGAGAAGCUCCGACAACAGGUGCUUCUGCAAGAGGAGGCACUGCAGACGAUGCUCGAGAACGAGGAGAUCAUCCGCGAAGAGAACUCGCGCAUUCAGAAAGAGGCCGACGACAAGCAGCAGGAGGGCAAGGAGAUGAUGACGAAGAAGUCAAGAAACUUCCCACUCUUGAUGCAAGCAGUGACUGCCACUUUUCGAAGUGUCAGUCAUUAGGAUCUGAUAGAGUAGGAGGGAGGCGCAUUCCGCCGAGCACUUUGUGAGUUUGCAAGCAGAAUAAGAACCAUAACAAUUGAAUGUUUCAGACGUGCACAGGUGUGUCAAUUCUCGCGUUACACGCACAAAUCGGCCUGUACGAGGAGGAGCGGGUAAAGCUGUACCAGCAAAUUGGACGAGAAGGACGACGAGAUCCAGAAGGUGUCGCAGGAGCUCGAGAAGCUCCGACAGCAGGUGCUUCUGCAAGAGGAGGCACUGCAGACGAUGCUCGAGAACGAGGAGAUCAUCCGCGAAGAGAACUCGCGCAUUCAGAAAGAGGCCGACGACAAGCAGCAGGAGGGCAAGGAGAUGAUGACGAAGAAGUCAAGAAACUUCCCACUCUUGAUGCAAGCAGUGACUGCCACUUUUCGAAGUGUCAGUCAUUAGGAUCUGAUAGAGUAGGAGGGAGGCGCAUUCCGCCGAGCACUUUGUGAGUUUGCAAGCAGAAUAAGAACCAUAACAAUUGAAUGUUUCAGACGUGCACAGGUGUGUCAAUUCUCGCGUUACACGCACAAAUCGGCCUGUACGAGGAGGAGCGGGUAAAAGCUGUACCAGAAAUUGGACGAGAAGGACGACGAGAUCCAGAAGGUGUCGCAGGAGCUCGAGAAGCUCCGACAACAGGUGCUUCUGCAAGAGGAGGCACUGCAGACGAUGCUCGAGAACGAGGAGAUCAUCCGCGAAGAGAACUCGCGCAUUCAGAAAGAGGCCGACGACAAGCAGCAGGAGGGCAAGGAGAUGAUGACGAAGAAGUCAAGAAACUUCCCACUCUUGAUGCAAGCAGUGACUGCCACUUUUCGAAGUGUCAGUCAUUAGGAUCUGAUAGAGUAGGAGGGAGGCGCAUUCCGCCGAGCACUUUGUGAGUUUGCAAGCAGAAUAAGAACCAUAACAAUUGAAUGUUUCAGACGUGCACAGGUGUGUCAAUUCUCGCGUUACACGCACAAAUCGGCCUGUACGAGGAGGAGCGGGUAAAGCUGUACCAGAAAUUGGACGAGAAGAACGACGAGAUCCAGAAGGUGUCGCAGGAGCUCGAGAAGCUCCGACAGCAGGUGCUUCUGCAAGAGGAGGCACUGCAGACGAUGCUCGAGAACGAGGGAGAUCAUCCGCGAAGAGAACUCGCGCAUUCAGAAAGAGGCCGACGACAAGCAGCAGGAGGGCAAGGAGAUGAUGACGAAGAAGUCAAGAAACUUCCCACUCUUGAUGCAAGCAGUGACUGCCACUUUUCGAAGUGUCAGUCAUUAGGAUCUGAUAGAGUAGGAGGGAGGCGCAUUCCGCCGAGCACUUUGUGAGUUUGCAAGCAGAAUAAGAAACCAUAACAAUUGAAUGUUUCAGACGUGCACAGGUGUGUCAAUUCUCGCGUUACACGCACAAAUCGGCCUGUACGAGGAGGAGCGGGUAAAGCUGUACCAGCAAUUGGACGAGAAGAACGACGAGAUCCAGAAGGUGUCGCAGGAGCUCGAGAAGCUCCGACAGCAGGUGCUUCUGCAAGAGGAGGCACUGCAGACGAUGCUCGAGAACGAGGAGACCAUCCGCGAAGAGAACUCGCGCAUUCAGAAAGAGGCCGACGACAAGCAGCAGGAGGGCAAGGAGAUGAUGACGAAGAAGUCAAGAAACUUCCCACUCUUGAUGCAAGCAGUGACUGCCACUUUUCGAAGUGUCAGUCAUUAGGAUCUGAUAGAGUAGGAGGGAGGCGCAUUCCGCCGAGCACUUUGUGAGUUUGCAAGCAGAAUAAAGAAACCAUAACAAUUGAAUGUUUCAGACGUGCACAGGUGUGUCAAUUCUCGCGUUACACGCACAAAUCGGCCUGUACGAGGAGGAGCGGGUAAAGCUGUACCAGCAAUUGGACGAGAAGAACGACGAGAUCCAGAAGGUGUCGCAGGAGCUCGAGAAGCUCCGACAGCAGGUGCUUCUGCAAGAGGAGGCACUGCAGACGAUGCUCGAGAACGAGGGAGACCAUCCGCGAAGAGAACUCGCGCAUUCAGAAAGAGGCCGACGACAAGCAGCAGGAGGGCAAGGAGAUGAUGACGAAGAAGUCAAGAAACUUCCCACUCUUGAUGCAAGCAGUGACUGCCACUUUUCGAAGUGUCAGUCAUUAGGAUCUGAUAGAGUAGGAGGGAGGCGCAUUCCGCCGAGCACUUUGUGAGUUUGCAAGCAGAAUAAAAACCAUAACAAUUGAAUGUUUCAGACGUGCACAGGUGUGUCAAUUCUCGCGUUACACGCACAAAUCGGCCUGUACGAGGAGGAGCGGGUAAAGCUGUACCAGCAAUUGGACGAGAAGAACGACGAGAUCCAGAAGGUGUCGCAGGAGCUCGAGAAGCUCCGACAGCAGGUGCUUCUGCAAGAGGAGGCACUGCAGACGAUGCUCGAGAACGAGGGAGACCAUCCGCGAAGAGAACUCGCGCAUUCAGAAAGAGGCCGACGACAAGCAGCAGGAGGGCAAGGAGAUGAUGACGAAGAAGUCAAGAAACUUCCCACUCUUGAUGCAAGCAGUGACUGCCACUUUUCGAAGUGUCAGUCAUUAGGAUCUGAUAGAGUAGGAGGGAGGCGCAUUCCGCCGAGCACUUUGUGAGUUUGCAAGCAGAAUAAAAACCAUAACAAUUGAAUGUUUCAGACGUGCACAGGUGUGUCAAUUCUCGCGUUACACGCACAAAUCGGCCUGUACGAGGAGGAGCGGGUAAAGCUGUACCAGCAAUUGGACGAGAAGAACGACGAGAUCCAGAAGGUGUCGCAGGAGCUCGAGAAGCUCCGACAGCAGGUGCUUCUGCAAGAGGAGGCACUGCAGACGAUGCUCGAGAACGAGGAGACCAUCCGCGAAGAGAACUCGCGCAUUCAGAAAGAGGCCGACGACAAGCAGCAGGAGGGCAAGGAGAUGAUGACGAAGAAGUCAAGAAACUUCCCACUCUUGAUGCAAGCAGUGACUGCCACUUUUCGAAGUGUCAGUCAUUAGGAUCUGAUAGAGUAGGAGGGAGGCGCAUUCCGCCGAGCACUUUGUGAGUUUGCAAGCAGAAUAAAAACCAUAACAAUUGAAUGUUUCAGACGUGCACAGGUGUGUCAAUUCUCGCGUUACACGCACAAAUCGGCCUGUACGAGGAGGAGCGGGUAAAGCUGUACCAGCAAUUGGACGAGAAGAACGACGAGAUCCAGAAGGUGUCGCAGGAGCUCGAGAAGCUCCGACAGCAGGUGCUUCUGCAAGAGGAGGCACUGCAGACGAUGCUCGAGAACGAGGAGAUCAUCCGCGAAGAGAACUCGCGCAUUCAGAAAGAGGCCGACGACAAGCAGCAGGAGGGCAAGGAGAUGAUGACGAAGAAGUCAAGAAACUUCCCACUCUUGAUGCAAGCAGUGACUGCCACUUUUCGAAGUGUCAGUCAUUAGGAUCUGAUAGAGUAGGAGGGAGGCGCAUUCCGCCGAGCACUUUGUGAGUUUGCAAGCAGAAUAAGAACCAUAACAAUUGAAUGUUUCAGACGUGCACAGGUGUGUCAAUUCUCGCGUUAUACGCACAAAUCAGCCUGUACGAGGAGGAGCGGGUAAAGCUGUACCAGAAAUUGGACGAGAAGGACGACGAGAUCCAGAAGGUGUCGCAGGAGCUCGAGAAGCUCCGACAGCAGGUGCUUCUGCAAGAGGAGGCACUGCAGACGAUGCUCGAGAACGAGGAGAUCAUCCGCGAAGAGAACUCGCGCAUUCAGAAAGAGGCCGACGACAAGCAGCAGGAGGGCAAGGAGAUGAUGACGAAGAAGUCAAGAAACUUCCCACUCUUGAUGCAAGCAGUGACUGCCACUUUUCGAAGUGUCAGUCAUUAGGAUCUGAUAGAGUAGGAGGGAGGCGCAUUCCGCCGAGCACUUUGUGAGUUUGCAAGCAGAAUAAGAACCAUAACAAUUGAAUGUUUCAGACGUGCACAGGUGUGUCAAUUCUCGCGUUAUACGCACAAAUCGGCCUGUACGAGGAGGAGCGGGUAAAGCUGUACCAGCAAUUGGACGAGAAGAACGACGAGAUCCAGAAGGUGUCGCAGGAGCUCGAGAAGCUCCGACAGCAGGUGCUUCUGCAAGAGGAGGCACUGCAGACGAUGCUCGAGAACGAGGAGAUCAUCCGCGAAGAGAACUCGCGCAUUCAGAAAGAGGCCGACGACAAGCAGCAGGAGGGCAAGGAGAUGAUGACGAAGAAGUCAAGAAACUUCCCACUCUUGAUGCAAGCAGUGACUGCCACUUUUCGAAGUGUCAGUCAUUAGGAUCUGAUAGAGUAGGAGGGAGGCGCAUUCCGCCGAGCACUUUGUGAGUUUGCAAGCAGAAUAAGAACCAUAACAAUUGAAUGUUUCAGACGUGCACAGGUGUGUCAAUUCUCGCGUUAUACGCACAAAUCGGCCUGUACGAGGAGGAGCGGGUAAAGCUGUACCAGCAAUUGGACGAGAAGAACGACGAGAUCCAGAAGGUGUCGCAGGAGCUCGAGAAGCUCCGACAGCAGGUGCUUCUGCAAGAGGAGGCACUGCAGACGAUGCUCGAGAACGAGGAGAUCAUCCGCGAAGAGAACUCGCGCAUUCAGAAAGAGGCCGACGACAAGCAGCAGGAGGGCAAGGAGAUGAUGACGAAGAAGUCAAGAAACUUCCCACUCUUGAUGCAAGCAGUGACUGCCACUUUUCGAAGUGUCAGUCAUUAGGAUCUGAUAGAGUAGGAGGGAGGCGCAUUCCGCCGAGCACUUUGUGAGUUUGCAAGCAGAAUAAGAACCAUAACAAUUGAAUGUUUCAGACGUGCACAGGUGUGUCAAUUCUCGCGUUAUACGCACAAAUCGGCCUGUACGAGGAGGAGCGGGUAAAGCUGUACCAGCAAUUGGACGAGAAGAACGACGAGAUCCAGAAGGUGUCGCAGGAGCUCGAGAAGCUCCGACAGCAGGUGCUUCUGCAAGAGGAGGCACUGCAGACGAUGCUCGAGAACGAGGAGAUCAUCCGCGAAGAGAACUCGCGCAUUCAGAAAGAGGCCGACGACAAGCAGCAGGAGGGCAAGGAGAUGAUGACGAAGAAGUCAAGAAACUUCCCACUCUUGAUGCAAGCAGUGACUGCCACUUUUCGAAGUGUCAGUCAUUAGGAUCUGAUAGAGUAGGAGGGAGGCGCAUUCCGCCGAGCACUUUGUGAGUUUGCAAGCAGAAUAAGAACCAUAACAAUUGAAUGUUUCAGACGUGCACAGGUGUGUCAAUUCUCGCGUUAUACGCACAAAUCGGCCUGUACGAGGAGGAGCGGGUAAAGCUGUACCAGAAAUUGGACGAGAAGGACGACGAGAUCCAGAAGGUGUCGCAGGAGCUCGAGAAGCUCCGACAGCAGGUGCUUCUGCAAGAGGAGGCACUGCAGACGAUGCUCGAGAACGAGGAGACCAUCCGCGAAGAGAACUCGCGCAUUCAGAAAGAGGCCGACGACAAGCAGCAGGAGGGCAAGGAGAUGAUGACGAAGAAGUCAAGAAACUUCCCACUCUUGAUGCUAGCAGUGACUGCCACUUUUCGAAGUGUCAGUCAUUAGGAUCUGAUAGAGUAGGAGGGAGGCGCAUUCCGCCGAGCACUUUGUGAGUUUGCAAGCAGAAUAAAAACCAUAACAAUUGAAUGUUUCAGACGUGCACAGGUGUGUCAAUUCUCGCGUUAUACGCACAAAUCGGCCUGUACGAGGAGGAGCGGGUAAAGCUGUACCAGAAAUUGGACGAGAAGGACGACGAGAUCCAAAACGUGUCGCAGGAGCUCGAGAAGCUCCGACAGCAGGUGCUUCUGCAAGAGGAGGCACUGCAGACGAUGCUCGAGAACGAGGAGACCAUCCGCGAAGAGAACUCGCGCAUUCAGAAAGAGGCCGACGACAAGCAGCAGGAGGGCAAGGAGAUGAUGACGAAGAAGUCAAGAAACUUCCCACUCUUGAUGCAAGCAGUGACUGCCACUUUUCGAAGUGUCAGUCAUUAGGAUCUGAUAGAGUAGGAGGGAGGCGCAUUCCGCCGAGCACUUUGUGAGUUUGCAAGCAGAAUAAGAACCAUAACAAUUGAAUGUUUCAGACGUGCACAGGUGUGUCAAUUCUCGCGUUACACGCACAAAUCGGCCUGUACGAGGAGGAGCGGGUAAAGCUGUACCAGAAAUUGGACGAGAAGAACGACGAGAUCCAGAAGGUGUCGCAGGAGCUCGAGAAGCUCCGACAACAGGUGCUUCUGCAAGAGGAGGCACUGCAGACGAUGCUCGAGAACGAGGAGAUCAUCCGCGAAGAGAACUCGCGCAUUCAGAAAGAGGCCGACGACAAGCAGCAGGAGGGCAAGGAGAUGAUGACGAAGAACAGGGCGAAGAACAGUCAAGAAACUUCCCACUCUUGAUGCAAGCAGUGACUGCCACUUUUCGAAGUGUCAGUCAUUAGGAUCUGAUAGAGUAGGAGGGAGGCGCAUUCCGCCGAGCACUUUGUGAGUUUGCAAGCAGAAUAAGAAUCAUAACAAUUGAAUGUUUCAGACGUGCACAGGUGUGUCAAUUCUGGCGUUACACGCACAAAUCGGCCUGUACGAGGAGGAGCGGGUAAAGCUGUACUAGAAAUUGGACGAGAAGGACGACGAGAUCCAGAAGGUGUCGCAGGAGCUCGAGAAGCUCCGACAACAGGUGCUUCUGCAAGAGGAGGCACUGCAGACGAUGCUCGAGAACGAGGAGAUCAUCCGCGAAGAGAACUCGCGCAUUCAGAAAGAGGCCGACGACAAGCAGCAGGAGGGCAAGGAGAUGAUGACGAAGAAGUCAAGAAACUUCCCACUCUUGAUGCUAGCAGUGACUGCCACUUUUCGAAGUGUCAGUCAUUAG